AUGGAUCCACGGCAUCCGCCCAAGCUUCCCUUUUCGCCGUCGCCAUACGCUAUUGUUUCUCCUUUCCCUCAAGUUCCAGUUCCAGUUCCAGUUCCAGUUCCAAAUCCAAAUUCAGCUCCGUUUCCCGCUUCUCCAACAACAACAAAACAACCAUCGUCAACACCAAACGGCGCCAUCACGAUCUCUUCUGCAGGCAGCGCCCCGGCCACCGCGACUGCGGCUGUAUUCUAUCCCAUCGCCUCGCCUCCUCCGCAUUCUUAUCGAAUCGCGCGCGCCGAAUCUUAUCAUCAUCCUCAUGCUGAGAAUUUGAGCCCCGACCAAAACCCUGCGUAUGCCGCUCCUCACAGUUUGGCCCAACGACGACCCUCCGAUACCUCCAUCUACGCUCCAACGAUCCGCCAUACAAGCCACGAAUCAAAUCACGCGCGCUUCCGAAACUCUACGGCCAUUAACUCUCUUGGAACUCUCAAUCGCGAAAUGCCCCCUCCGACGUCGCCUCCACAACCGGGGGCGAAGCCGCCGCAACCUCAACCUCAACAGGUGCACAGCAUGAUGGGCUACGGGCCACCUCCUCCGCAACCUGGUCCUCCUGUCGCUGUCGGCCCCCCGAUGUCCUUUCCUUCAGGUCGCGAACUUCCUGCCCUCGGCGCGCUGGCGAGAUCAGGCAGCAGUAACAGCUCCAUGUCGAUAUCGUCAAUGUUGGGCGGUCCACCUCCAGCAAUGCGCGAAUCGCAACCUCCGCCAUCGCAUUAUCCUCCUCAUUCUGGGCCACCCGUCUCUGGCCCUGGCUUCGCGACGGCAAUGCAUGCUUCACCGCGAAUGCACUCUGCAAAUUCCAGCUACCCGCCAUUUCGUCGACCUCACACUCCCGAUCAUCAGCGACCUUACGAGCCCAGAAACUCACCGCCUGGACACUACCCCACCCCCGAAGUCCCUCGCUACAGCACACCUUCUGCCUAUUCAAGACACCCUUCAGGCUCUGCAGAUCAUGCAAGAGAACCUAGCAGGUUACCACCAGGGCCUCCCCCAAGGCCGAGCAGCCAGCCUAAGUAUCCGGGAAUGCCUCGACCGAUGGAGAUGGGACGACCGCCAGGGCCAGAAGAAGCAUAUGGGCGACGUGAUGAGAUGGGCCGACCUCCGCCUGGCAUGGAAUACAACCCUGAAAGAGUUGGUUUGCGACCUAAUCCGUACGAGGAUCGGUACAGGGCAGAACGCGAGCGAAUGGGUGAAGUAGAGCAACGUGAACGCGACAGAAGAGAGCGCGCAUACUCUGGCAGCGAUUCAGGAAGACACUCGAUACAUCCCGGCGACUAUGGGCACCGCGAACCACCUCGUAAUCCUUUACCGUAUGGCCGACCGCCAGAUCGUGACCCGAGGGACAUCAGAGAUCCCCGAGACUCUCGUGAUCCCCAAAACCGCGAUCCUAGAGACAUGCGAGAACGGGAUCCUAGGGAUGCACAAUGGGGCCGCCCAGGCCCUGACCCUAGCUAUCGAGCACCCAUGGAUCAUCAGCGACAUCCCGAUUACCCCCCUGGCGCGCCUUAUCCGCCUCAUGGUCACUCUUAUCAAGGGCCCCCACCCGAUCGAUACGCGCCAUCCUCACAUCCGCCAGCUCAGAAUAUGCCACCUGGACCAGCACCUUAUGAGUCCCCAGAUCGAGCGCGUAUGACUUUAAUCCCUACGCAACAACCGCAACAACCCCAUCGAAGGCCAGAGGAAGGGCCACCACCACCAACAAUUGCGUACAAUGGAGCCCAUGGUCCUGGGCAAUAUGACUCCCCACGACAUAGAAAUAGUGACGAUGCCUCAGCCCCGAACGGCCAGCGUAACUUGUUAGCCAUCCAGGAGAUGAACCGAAAGGGUAGAAUCUCGCCACUCCCACAAGCUGUACAGGGCGCGCAAUUACAGCAACCUGGACCAACUGGCGAGCCGGGAAUCAAGAGCGAAUUCGGUCGCAUGUUUGCGGGUAUUGGCAAUGGAGUCAUGGGCGUCUCAAGUCCCAUCGCUUCUGCAGCCAUGCCUUUCACAAAUGCAAGUCUCGCUAAGCGCGAGGACUCGGAAAACAUAACACCUGAUUCAGGUACGGAGGCAGGAGGCAAGGCCACCAAAGGCAGAAGAAGGAAGCUGAAGGACGAUGAUGGAAAGGGCGAUGAUGACAGCUCAGGACGAGCAACUCCAGCAAAUAGGGCAAAGCGUCCCAAGACUCACCAGCAUCACCACCAUCAUCAUCACCCGCAUCACCACCAUCAUCAUCCAGCCGACUCCGCGCCAUUAACUGGUACUGCGCCUUUCAAGAACUUCAAGACUGGUGCCCCCCCUCCAGGUGAAAAGGGCCUACCUGUUCCUCAUCACCACCACCCUCCGCGACCUGUACAUACACACCAGCACCAGCCAGCGAAACAAGCUGCCAUGAACUCGGCCCCGGUUAUUCCCCCGAAAUCGAAAACCAUUAUAUCAUCGAAGGCUGUCUUGGAGUCCGUUUCUGACCGACCCAGGCACCACCUUGGAGAUUUCAUCUACGAUCCCGGACUGAAACCGGGGCGCUUAGUACCAAGUACCUCUACACACCGAGCUUUUGCUUCCAACCCGAAACCAUUGCCAUGGGAUAUGAUUAAGAACAAGGAGAAUUGCAUCCUAACAGUCAAGGUCGCAAGAAUUCAUCUCUCGCCAAUCGCAAGGGAAGAGAUCACUUCACGAGGAUAUCUAUGGGGUACUGACGUUUAUACCGACGAUUCUGAUGUUGUUGCGGCAUGCAUUCACAGUGGUUGGAUCAAGGGAGAAUGGGCUGAGGACGUUGACAACUCGGUUUUGGACAUUGAUCAGGGAGUCACCGACAAGCGACGUAAGAAGCCAGCGAACUCGACUGUCGAUCUCGAAUCCGAAGACCUCAUCAUCGCCCCUCCACCCAGCGGCCCCAUGUCGAUCCCUGCGCAACGCGAUCUGCACGUCAACGUUCUGAUCCUUCCUCGAUUAGUCAAAUAUUACUCUUCCACACGACAUGGGAUCUCUAGCCGGGAAUUUGGUGGCGACUACGGCCAUCGUCAUUCGGUUCACGACGGCAUCAGUUAUAUGAUCAAGAGUGUACGAUGGGUUGAGAACGGCGCACAACCACAGGCUCGACUUCGUGGCAAAGCUCGACGUGAGCGCAUGCGUAAAGCUAUGCGCGAGGUCAAAUGGGGCGUUGACAACGGCACUGAUCUCGACAAAGACAAAGAGGGACAACUAAGAGGAGGAAUAUCUGCCACAUGGAGAAAAAAGGAGCCUGAACCAUCCACAUCGAAGUCUAAUGACCCCGUAGCAGAAGGCGACAAGGAGAAUCAGCCAUCUGCAAACGACGAAGAAAAAGAAAAGAGCGAAGAAAAAGCUAAGGACGUGGAUAUGGACGAUGUCGCCGAAACUCCAGCCACAGAGGAGAAGACGGAUCGAUGA
Molecule: messenger RNA, 3429 nt
Organism: Fusarium fujikuroi IMI 58289
Lineage: Eukaryota; Fungi; Ascomycota; Sordariomycetes; Hypocreales; Nectriaceae
Exons: 2
Coding region: 1-3429 (1142 amino acids)
Source: RefSeq, a predicted model, not a curated record